This is a messenger RNA of Pantherophis guttatus, 4482 nucleotides long. It is a transcript of the gene CLP1, whose product is annotated as cleavage factor polyribonucleotide kinase subunit 1. The record is from RefSeq and is a predicted model, not a curated record. Lineage: Eukaryota; Metazoa; Chordata; Lepidosauria; Squamata; Colubridae. Gene Ontology annotation, biological process: tRNA splicing, via endonucleolytic cleavage and ligation; mRNA 3'-end processing. Gene Ontology annotation, cellular component: nucleus; mRNA cleavage factor complex. Gene Ontology annotation, molecular function: polynucleotide 5'-hydroxyl-kinase activity.
CUUUACGCAAACGACUGCGUUCCCGUUUUUCGCCAAACGUGGCUUACUGCGCAUGUCCGCAGGAGCGCUCGAGGGAAAGGGAGGAGGAGGAGGGGGUGUAGAGGAAAGGGGGCUGCGCGCGCGCCUACGGGCAGCAGGCUGGCCAACCGGCGAGCCCGAGCGGGUUUGAGAACGCGCAUGCGCGCCCUACUUCCCGUGCUGGUGUUUCUUGUGACUGCUUGGGCCGACCGACCGACUACUUGGUUUCCCGGAGCGGCGGCUACGGAAGGGACGGCGCUGGCGGAAUUUGUGAAUAAAACAAGAUGACAGAGGAGACUGGAGAUGAAAAGAAACUGGUUUCCAAGUUUGAGCUGGAGAGAGAGACUGAACUCCGCUUUGAAGUUGAGGCCUCACAAACUGUCCAGCUGGAACUUAUGACAGGCAUGGCUGAAAUCUUUGGAACUGAGCUGACACGAAACAAGAAAUUCACCUUUGAUGCUGGUGCUAAAGUUGCUGUAUUUACUUGGCAUGGUUGUUCUGUGCAACUAACUGGUCGGACUGAAGUAGCCUAUGUCUCCAAAGAUACGCCCAUGCUUCUCUACCUCAACACACACACAGCUCUGGAGCAGAUGCGGUGGCAAGCUGAGCGUGAAGAUGAGCGGGGACCUCGGGUGAUGGUGGUGGGCCCCACAGAUGUAGGCAAGUCAACCGUCUGCCGCCUGCUAUUGAAUUAUGCUGUGCGUCUUGGACGCCGACCCACAUUUGUGGAACUGGAUGUAGGCCAGGGCUCAAUUUCAAUCCCAGGCACUAUGGGAGCACUCUAUAUUGAGCGUCCUGCAGAUGUUGAAGAAGGAUUCUCCGUUCAAGCUCCCCUAGUUUAUCAUUUUGGAUCCACCACACCAGGCACAAACAUCAAACUCUAUAACAAAAUCACAUCUCGCUUGGCUGAUGUGUUUAAUCAACGCUGUGAAGUGAACCGCAGAGCUUCAAUCAGUGGCUGUAUCAUCAAUACUUGCUGGGUGAAGGGAUCUGGAUAUCAGGCACUUGUACAUGCUGCUUCUGCUUUUGAAGUCGAUGUUGUUGUAGUGUUGGAUCAAGAACGCCUCUACAAUGAACUAAAACGAGACCUGCCUCACUUUGUUCGAACUGUGCUACUUCCCAAAUCAGGUGGAGUGGUAGAGCGCUCUAAAGAUUUUCGGCGGGAGUUUCGUGAUGACCGCAUACGUGAAUACUUCUAUGGCUUCCGAGGAUGCUUCUAUCCACAUGCUUUUGAUGUCAAGUUCUCUGAUGUUAAGAUAUAUAAAGUGGGAGCUCCCACUAUCCCUGACUCAUGUCUGCCUCUGGGCAUGUCACAGGAAGACAAUCAACUCAAGCUAGUCCCAGUUACACGCCGUGACAUGGUUCAUCAUCUAUUAAGUGUCAGCACUGCUGAUGGCACUGAUGAGAACAUCUCUGAGACCAGUGUGGCUGGUUUCAUUGUGGUAACUGGAGUAGAUCUGGAACGCCAAGUGUUCACAGUGCUUUCACCAGCACCACGCCCGUUGCCAAAGAAUUUCCUGCUCAUCAUGGACAUUCGUUUCAUGGAUCUCAAGUAGUGUCCAGACUGGAAAAGCUCCACCAAGUUCCCAGUAGCUCUUUUACAAAUAAAAUUACAAUUUUAAAUGGAAUAAUUGCCAUACAGAAUGGAGAUGACAAAAAAGAGGCAUAAGAACUAAGUACAGUAGAAGUUGAGUCAUUUGAAAGGGAAAAAUGUCAGUUAUAUUUUUUUAUCCAUCAUUAGAUAGAAUUCUCAAACAUGAAUCUGAGAAGAUUCAUAAAUUUUGGCUCAUGAACAACUAUAAUAGAUAAAAAAGUUGCGGACUAGCAAAUUAUUUGGUUUGCAUUUUUACUUGAUCCUCUUUUUCUGAAACUGGGAGUUUGCUUAAUAUGUUCAUCAUUAGGCAUCCAUCAUAAAUGUGUAAGCAUUGAAGUAGUGAUGUAUAUUUUGAAUGAUAUCUCUAUCAAUGACCUCCCCCAUAUUGAUGGAGAAUAUUUGAAGAACAGAUAUAUUUGCAUUCUGCAGGCCAAGUUAGAAAAUUUUACAGGAUUAGAAAGUUUGCACUGAGGUUUCAAUUCUUAAAACUACAAUUGUAGUUUAAGUUAUUCUCCAUCAUUUUGAGGAAACUGGAGCAGUUUGUGACUCCAGUUCUCUUCAUAUUACAGGUCAUUUUUAAAUCAAUCUAUUCUCUCUCAAUAAAUCACAAAAAUAUGAAUAGUAUAUUUGUGGCCCUGUCUAUGUAACACUAUGAUGUCUAGGUCCUGCAAGAACUGAAUUUACCAAAAGAGAUCUUACAAUCUUGCAAGUUAUUUUGCCUUUACACUAUAUUAGUGCAAAGAGAAAGUUUUGCAGUGAAAAACAUGAAAACACAGAUUUCACAGUGUUCAAGUAGCCAAGAUACUUCUAUUUGUUCCUUCUUUCUUAAUAGUAACAAAAAUCCUCUCAUCAUCAGAUGACACGCGAUUUCCUGCUGGUAAUUUUCAUUUACUGAACUUCAGCACCUUUAAAACAAUUCUUGGCAAAAUGCUUGUUCUUCCCAGAUCUCAUUAGAUAAAAGUCACUAUUCUCUGUUGGCUAAGAUAACUUUAUUUAGCUACCCAGGUGGGAGGGAAAUCCAACAAAUAAACAACUUGGGGAUGGUCACAGUCUUCUUUAUUAAAAUAUAAUCACCUCAGCAGUAUACUUCUCUAUGUAAGCAUAUUUCUCUUCCUUAGUUUCUAGGGAAUUUUAAAAAUUAUUACAGUGCAAAAAUUACAGUGCCAUCUUAAACUGAUUCAAGUUUCUUGAACAAAGUUUCUAAAAUAUAACCAUUAAAUUGGUCUAAUAUUAAUCCAGCUUGAUUUUAAGGUACAUCAAUACUUUCCUUUAAUGCAAAUGGUUCUAUGGAGGUGUAUGGAACUCUGUCCUAUAAAUAAGAUUGCUCUUAGUUUCCCUCAUCUUGAUGACACAAAAUACAAAGAUGGAGGCUAUUGUCCAGAACACCAUACUGUAUAGAUUCUGAUAACUCUUUUUGUUUUUCUGUAUCAUGCCUUUUCAGUCCUACAACUAACAUGAUUAUGUCAGAUAUUCAGGUGACAAAAUAAAUUCAGAGUCUUAAGUGGGCCGAGUUUAGGUGAAGCCUUUCUGGGAAUCCCUGGGGAAGCAAUGGCUGACUGAAGACUCCACUGCAGAGAGAGGAGCCAAUGUCCAUGAUCGAAAGAGGAGCCAGUGAAUGGAUCCACUCUCCAAUUUUUUUCUCUUUUCUCCUUUUUUCCCUUUGGCCUUUUUAAUUUUUUUAGUUGAUAUUUUUGUUAUUGUAAUUUUAAACUUCUAUGAAAAUUAUAAAGUUUGAGGUGAAUAAUAAAAUAAUAUGCACCAUUGGUUUCCCUCAGCCAGCAAGCUUUUGUGAUUCUGGAGACUAAAGUUACAUACUAAGAUGCUACCCCUAAAUUCAACUGUGAAUCAAAAUAUUUUAGCAUCCUAUAUUGCCUUCUAUUAGUUUGCUGAUGCUUUUCACUGCUGAAUGGCUAACUUGUAUACUGUAAUGCAAUCUAUGCUUCAAAUCUUCACACCUUGUUGAUGAAUUACCGUACCUCAUUUAGUCCUGGAAGUUUUGUCCCCAAUGUUAAGAAUGGCUGGUUCCAAGCAUUAAAAAACGGGGGGUGGGGGGGGAUUUCUAUAGUGUCACUCUAAUUAUAUUAUAUUCAUGCACAAAUUCAUGUUUUCUCUCUGUAGUCUCUCUCCUCAAGUGCCUAGAGUCUGAGUUGAACUUUCAGCCAAGUUCUUUGAGACUGACAAGUUGUGUGAGAUUGCUGAUCCAGCAUUGGUUAGAAUUUGGACAGGUGAUUUGCAGAUGUCACUUCCAUCUGUUUCAUUCUGUAGGGGUCUGUCAAAUUUUGGAGAAUAUCUAAGCAAUUUUCUCUGCAUUACUGCUUCCUCCUCCUCAGAAUAGCAUCUUCAAAUACAGUACAUUUGCUCUGCCUGAUCACUGUAGAAUCUUAAGAUGUAGAGCAAUAAGUCUACUGGUGCCAGCUAGUUUUCAAAUGAUAGUAUGUAUACAAGUAUGUUAUCAGUCAUCAUUUUAUUGUUAUUAAAUAGGAAAUUAUCCUGUCAUAGUGCCUGAAAUUACAGUUAUGGGCUUGGUGACUUUAUUUCCUAUGACUCAAUUUUCUACUAACAAAAGCUGUAAUGCAAGUGUUUGGUUUGGCUCUUGAAACAAGUUGUCUGUCCAGUAGCCCAGGCAUCUAUAUGUAAAAUAUUUUGUAUGGCAAAUUCCAACUGCAAGUUCCAAGAUUGAUACUAUGAUUAAUUUGAUUUAAAGCUUCAAAAGCCUUGUAACAUGCUAAAUUCCUCCUUUAGAAAACUGUCUUACAGCUCAAAUCUAUUUUCACUUAUCAGAUAAAAAAUGUUAAGAGGUUUUGCAAUAACAAAAUUACAAUAUUUUAACAUGGACACAAAUAAACUAAUAAAAUGGUUCAUACUAGAAA